Molecule: messenger RNA, 1563 nt
Organism: Ostrinia nubilalis (European corn borer)
Lineage: Eukaryota; Metazoa; Arthropoda; Insecta; Lepidoptera; Crambidae
Product: frizzled-like
Exons: 3
Coding region: 1-879 (292 amino acids)
Biological process (GO): canonical Wnt signaling pathway; non-canonical Wnt signaling pathway
Cellular component (GO): plasma membrane
Molecular function (GO): Wnt-protein binding; Wnt receptor activity
Source: RefSeq, a predicted model, not a curated record
AUGCUUGGAUACUUCAUCCAAUUUUCGACGCCGCCGUCCGCCGAUUGCGCCGACGGAAGAAAAAACGUGCACGUGCACCACGUGCAACCAAGACCACGCCAACACGACUUCGAGCUUCUGAAGGAGAAAAAUGUUAAAUCAACUUAUGAGAAAUUUGACACAAUUCAGAUGCAAUUAGAGUGCCUGUCCGAGGACACCAGUUCUCAACUCCUCGAACGUGAAAAGUUCGAGGAGCUUUACUUUGAGAGCCUAGCCAAGGCCAAGGGCCUGGUUAUGGCCUUUAGAAACGACAAUGAUGAACCUGAAGCCAAACCAUCUCAUAGUAGUGAAUAUGCUAAACAAGAAGAUGCUGGACCUGAAGUACAUCAGUUCACACCAUUAAUCAAAAUAAAUUGUUCUCCAGACCUCAAAUUCUUCUUGUGUUCAGUGUAUGCACCUGUUUGCACAAUUUUGGAUACUCCUAUACUGCCAUGCCGUCAUUUAUGUGAAUCCGCGAAACACAAUUGCGACCAACUGAUGAUAGACUACGGCUUCCCAUGGCCAGAGAAUCUGGAAUGUUCAAGGUUCCCGGUUGCUACAGAUGAAAAUGUCAUAUGUGUUGGUGAUAAUAAUGUUACACAUAAAUCAAAGAAACCUACAGAAACCAAGCUACCUAAAGUAGAUUUCAAAUCGAAUAUUGAAAGGGAUCCUACUAAACUGCAUAGUGCAAAAGAUUAUGGAUUUGUUUGUCCUGUACAUUUUAAAGUACCCAAGAGUUUGGAUUUGGAAUAUUCUCUGAAGGUUGGAGAUAAGAUUGAACAUGAUUGUGGUGCACCAUGUAAUGGCAUGUUUUUCAGUCAGGAUGAAAAAAACUUUUCAAGAUUGUGGAUUGGCCUUUAGAAACGACAAUGAUGAACCUGAAGCCAAACCAUCUCAUAGUAGUGAAUGUAUUGACUCCAUUAAAUUUCCAGAAAUUGCAUUACCCAGUUUUAGCGGUGACUUUAGGGAAUGGCUUGAAUUUAGGGAGACAUUUGAUGCCUUAAUAAAUCAGAGUUCAUUAAAAUCAAUACAAAAGUUUAAAUAUCUUCGCAGUUGUCUGAAGGACGGAGCUCUCGAGGUUGUCAAUUCGAUAGAAUACACAUCUGAUGGUUACCAAAUGGCGUGGAGGCUGUUGUGUGAACGCUACAACAACCCUCGCUUACUAGUUUCAAAUCACCUUCGAUCUCUCUUUGAAAUUCCAUCCAUUUCAUCUGAAAAUGCCAAGUCACUUAGAGCAUUAAUUGAUAAUAUAAACAAACAUCUGCGAUCACUUCACACACUUAACAUUCCCAUUGAUGAUUGGGACUUAAUUAUCAUUUAUUUUAUGUCGAACAAAUUACCUUCCUCGCUGCAACGAUCAUGGGAGGAAAACCAAAGCUCAAAUUAAUGUACUACCUUCGUUGCAGGACUUCAAAAACUUUAUACGGAGGCGAGCUGACAUUCUCGACAACUUGAAUGUCACUAAACCUGGGGGCCCGGAGGCACGGAAAAGUUUGGUAACCACAUCCUCAAAGCCAAUUGUAAAUCCUUCGUGUCUGCAGUGUA